Messenger RNA from Musa acuminata subsp. malaccensis (wild Malaysian banana), 1843 nucleotides. RefSeq names its product serine carboxypeptidase-like 7. Gene Ontology annotation, biological process: proteolysis; secondary metabolic process. The record is from RefSeq and is a predicted model, not a curated record. Gene Ontology annotation, molecular function: acyltransferase activity, transferring groups other than amino-acyl groups; serine-type carboxypeptidase activity. NCBI's taxonomy places the organism in Eukaryota, Viridiplantae, Streptophyta, Magnoliopsida, Zingiberales, Musaceae.
UCUCCAUCCUGACUCCUGCUUCUCGUUCCAACCCUUCGACAGUUUGCGAGAUAGGAAGAGACUCUCUCUCAAGAAUUUGCGAGGGAGGAAGCAUGGCAGCACCAGCUACAGAAACUAUCAACAAGGGAGCGAAAGAGGUUGUGUCGAGCGUUUCUCAUCUUUUCCUGCUGCUGUUAUUCCUGUCGCCGUGGCCUCUUGUUUCAUCUCUCGACGUAAUUACCCAUCUUCCUGGAUUUGAUGGGCCCCUGCCGUUCUAUCUGGAAACCGGCUACGUGAAUGUGGAUGAAGCCAAUGAUGUGCAGCUUUUCUACUACUUCAUAAAGUCAGAGAGGGAGCCUAAGGAUGAUCCUCUACUAUUGUGGCUAACUGGAGGCCCGGGGUGUUCAGGUCUCUCUGGAUUAAUUUACGAGAUAGGUCCUCUAGAAUUUGAUGUAGACGGCUACACCGAAGGCCUUCUUCCCUCUUUGUUGUACAAGCCGACCAGCUGGACAAAGGUGUCUAGCAUCAUAUUUCUUGAUUCCCCAGUGGGCACUGGGUUCUCUUAUACAACCUGCAAGCAAGCUCUCAAAACUAGUGACAUAAAAUCAUCUGUAGAUGUCCAUACAUUUCUUAGAAAGUGGUAUGUUGAUCACCCAUCGUUCAUUGCAAAUCCUCUUUACAUCGCUGGAGAUUCGUAUUCUGGUUUCACUGUGCCGGUUGUUGCCCAGUACAUCGCAGAUGGAAAUGAAGCUGGAUAUGGGGUGCACUUAAACCUCAAGGGAUACCUCGUUGGCAACCCUUGUACGGACGCUAACUAUGAUGGCGAUGCAAUAGUCGCUUAUGCUCAUGGGUUUGGCUUCAUAUCCGACGAACUUUAUGAGUCAGCCAAGAAGAGUUGUGGAGGGAGAUAUCAGAAUCCUAGCAAUGCAGAGUGUGCAAGGUGGGUGGAUACAGUAAAACAGGAUCUCAGUGGGAUUAACGCUGCCCAGAUUCUGGAGCCUCAGUGCAGCUUCCCUGAAAGCCCGAAGCCCAACAUAAUCACUGCCGACAGGAGGAGGUUACUCGAAGCACUUUCCGAGCUCCCUACGUCGAACACUAAUGAUCCUUUGUGUCGGAAUUAUUGGUAUUUGCUCUCCCACGCCUGGGCAAACAAUGAUACUGUUCGACAGGCUCUCGGCAUCAGGGAGGGUUCAGUACAGAUUUGGUUGAGGUGCGACAUCGGCUUAAACAAUUAUACAUAUGACGUCCUAAGUUCUAUAAAGUAUCAUUUGUCUCUGACCAGCCGAGGUUACCGUGCUCUAGUAUACAGUGGUGACCAUGACUUGACUGUGCCAUUUUUGGGGACACAAGCGUGGAUAAGGUCUCUCAACUUCUCCAUUGUGGAUGACUGGCGGCCAUGGUCGGUGGAAGGCCAAGUUGCAGGAUUCACAAGGUCGUAUUCCAAUAAUCUCACGUUUGCAACCGUCAAAGGUGGUGGUCAUACGGCUCCAGAGUACCAGCCCAAGGAAUGCUUUGCGAUGGUCCAACGCUGGCUUUCGGGUGCUCCACUGUGACGAACACUUACAUGUGUAUCCAAAUUGUAACCACAACGUGAUCCGACUUUUACUUGUAACGAAGGGUUUAAGGAGGUGAUACAUAUCAUGGUUGAUUGCCAAAGUAUUUUACCUCUUCCGAAUCCUUCUUAUGCAUGUUUACGACAGUGGUAACUUCAAAUAUGAGGACUGAACAUUGGUGGUGGAGGAGAAUUGCACCAUGAAGUCAUUAGAACAUUGAAAGUUCUUUGCCACUGCUAGGAAAUCCUCCAGUGUCCAUCUCCAGUUGGUCAUCAAAUAUAUUGGUGGAGAGGAGACACCCGACUUCCUCA